GACUCUUCCUCACAGAUUGACUCUUCCUCACAGAUUGACUCUUCCUCACAGAUUGACUCUUCCUCACAGAUUGACUCUUCCUGGCAUUUUUCUGCAGAGACCACAAUGGAGGAGUAUGACAACUUCACCCUCUGUGGGAAAGCGGCUGUUACUGAAGCUAAUCUGAGAGAUGAGUACUAUUGGAAGCUUGUUGCAGACUUCAUCGGUGCUCAAUCAGGAGAGGGAUUAGAGCUGGAAACAGAACCAUGCAAGAACAGAGUUUUGAUUCAAGUAGGACUGUUGAGAGAGGACAAUAAUUUCCCCUGGAUUGCCAUCGUAGCGUGGCUCAAGAAAAUUUUCCCGCGCCAUCAGUCGGCUGACUUUCGCCGUUUGAUUGAGAGAGGCGUCGCGGCGACGUUGAGUCUGGGAAGCGAUGCGAGGCUCACCUUCUUGGGCUCUGGCGUCAACUUCAGCUUCGUCGGCCCGAUAUGCGACAGCAUCGGAGUCGAGCGAGAACACCUUUUGGAAAUGAGGGAUUUUUCCGAGCAAGCCCAGUUAAUUGAGGUCACGAAUGGAUUGAUUCUAGAGCUGAGCAACUUUGUCGUCCGGGAAAAAAUUGCGCCGGUCGUAAUAGUUCCUUGGCUUAGAAACUUCAAUCCUGAGUUUUGUAAGAGGGGGAAUAUUCGAGGUGCAUAUUCAGUGCUAAGAGGCAGGAUAAAAAAGUUAAAACACCACUGCUGCAAUUCUGAAACGAGAAGUAACAGGAGGAAUGCGGUGUUGGAAAAUCUCCUCCAAAGUCCAUUCGAACUGGUGCCGAAAAAAACACCUGCAUUUAUCGUAAAGAAACGUAUGAGAAGAGAGCCCGGCAUGAAUCCUGAAAAGGUUACAAUAAAGGAGGAAAACGAGAGCCGUGAAAUCUCGCAAGAAGACGGAUCUGACAUGAACAGAGGAGAGCAUGUUUCCGAAAGUGGCGAAAGUGGCGAAAGUGGCGAAAGUGACGGCGACACGGAUGCAGCCGAGAGUGACGAGGAUACGUACGACAGCGACGAGGCCUCCAGCCUGCUCGACAUCACGAUGCUGUCCGUGGAGAAGCUUCGGCGCAAGUACGGCAAGGAAACUCAAGCAUGCAAGAAACUCUCCUUAGACCUCCUGAAAAAUCAGUACACUCUGACAUGCAAGGAGCACCCGGCCCUGGCCGAGUUCGACAAAACACUCGCCUCCCUGUGUGGAGACAUUUCGCUCGCCUCUCCCGUGGUGUUCAUAAACUACAACGCCCAUUUCCUCGUUGACUUGUAUGAAAGUGUUGAGGAGCAGAUUAUGAGCUUCGAGAGAGAGAUCAUUUUAUCCACGGGAGAGAAGCUCGGCCGGGACAAGCUGCCAAAGUUUCAGAACUUUGUGAACGUUUCAGAGAGUGCAACUUCACGGUUCAUUCACAUGGCUUGUGAUAUCCUGAGCCCUCGCUCGUCUGAUGUGCAAAACUACCGAAAGCACUGGAUCGCUUUCUGCGAGGAGAAGAGGAAUCCAUCCAGGCUCGCGGUGAAUCAAUCAAACAGAAUUAAUAACUACUUCAAAGCUGCAGCGGGUCUUAUUCACCAUCACAAAGAGAUCGCUCUCUUCAUCUCUGAUCUGCUGUCAUUGGACGACGACAAAUGUCAGAAUGUCAUUCUGGAGAGUGUCGCCGCUGACGCCAACGACCCCGUGAUACAGAGCCUCGUGUGCGUCCUGGCCAUCGUGCACUGUAAAAUCCUCGGGCCUUACUGGCAGCUACUGAAAAGCGGGGGGGAAUACUCGCUGUACAGUCAGAACAUGCUCCGUCUUUACCAAAAGUUCCUCGACUGGUCCAAAGAUCCCGCAACUCUGCUGGAACCGGAAGAGGCCACGAAUUGUUUCCUGCAGUUCCCGUUGCAGGAGAAAACCUUCAGUGGCGUGUUUCAUUACUGCGGCCAGUGGCACACAAACAGGGACAUGAUCAGAGCUUUCCUGAAGAGGACAGUGAAGGCGGUCGCUGCCGUCACCGAUGAACACCUGAGGGCUUUCUUGCCAGGGGGAACAUUCGCAGAGGUCACCCCACCAGGUUUGAGCGUACAGCUUGUUAGCUGCACAUUCUCCGUCCUGAUGGCGGAGUAUCCCUUCAGCGGCGAGAGCCCUCACAAGAAGAGGAAACCAGAGGAGGACAUGGAGUGGUCAUCGGGUAGCUCUCAGGAAGACAAUGACGGAUCUGAGUCCUCAGACAACGACGACAAUAAAGCAUCCAGUUUGCAAGUUGUAAAGAAAGUGACGAAAAUAGUAGAAAAGGCAGAAAAAGAACCAAAAGAGGAGGUUGAGGAGAACAUGGACAGGGAUUACAUCAUAGAUACUGCAACCAGAAAUGGAGGGCCGUGCAAGACGCAGCGGGAUGUUGAUAAAUUGAUGCUGCGUUUUGACGGAAAGUCCCGAGCUGAGAAACGUGAAGGAAUCCGCUGCGAGAUUCUUUACCACAAAAUGAUCCUGAACAACCCGGACCCUCGCCUUGAUUGUUUUCAUGAGAACAGCACAAUGAUGGCAAUGAAGCUGAAGAAGGUGCUCCCACGCGUGCAACCGGGAUACUCGCUUGUUUGGGCCCCCAGAAAGACGAAAGCAAAGGCCGUGCCCCAAGACACAACGGUUGCUGCGAUAGAGCCGAGUGAAAGCAGCGUUACGUCAUCGCUAUGAGGGCAUCGAAAAAUUAAGUUAGCAUGUGACUUUAUCAUAUGAUUCUGUCUUUCUAUUCUUUCUAUACAGAAACACACACGAUGACCUCAAUCCUACCACACAAAUACUAGAUUAUGCAAGAUUCUGUUUUUGCCAGAUGUAGCUACCAAGAGAGGAAAUCAUGACUGUAUUCCCUUAAAUGCAUCAUUUUGUAUUAUAUUAAUACUUUUCAAGAAAUGUACAUUUUUGUUGUUGAAGAAUACCCUUUUUUAUUUUAGAUUGUACCUAUUCUGAUCAUGUGACAAUAUUCAUAGCUGACUGUAAGAGUGUGU
Molecule: messenger RNA, 2981 nt
Organism: Labrus mixtus (cuckoo wrasse)
Lineage: Eukaryota; Metazoa; Chordata; Actinopteri; Labriformes; Labridae
Exons: 4
Coding region: 106-2670 (854 amino acids)
Molecular function (GO): 3'-5'-RNA exonuclease activity
Source: RefSeq, a predicted model, not a curated record